AGCCGUGAGCUAUUGAGCCAUCAACCCCGGAUUUUGGUCUUGUGUUCAGCCAUGGGGUAUCCUACCGGCAAGGGAAAAGCUGGCAUGGGAGCGUAUCCGCAGAUCGGUGUGAAUACCGAACCGCUUCCACAGCGGCAUGUGCCUCCUCAGGCUGAGCAACCAGCAAAGACUGAUGAUGAUGACUGGAAAGCGCACAUCCGCCGCCCACCUCCAGACGAGCGAUUCAGAACGGAGGAUGUCACGAACACAAAGGGCAAUGACUUUGAAGACUACUUCCUGAAACGUGAGCUGCUGAUGGGGAUCUUUGAGAUGGGCUAUGAGAAGCCAUCCCCUAUUCAGGAAGAGAGCUUGCCGGUGGCUCUGGCCGGCAAGUCAAUCUUGGCCAGAGCAAAGAACGGUACAGGAAAGACGGGAGCAUUUGUGAUCCCGAUCCUUGAGAAGUGCAACACAACCAAGAAUGCAAUCCAGGGUCUCAUCCUCGUCCCUACGAGAGAGUUGGCCUUGCAGACGUCGUCAGUGGUGAAGGAAAUUGGAAAACACAUGAAUGUCCAAUGCAUGGUCUCAACAGGCGGCACAAGCCUUCGAGAGGACAUUAUGCGUUUGUACAAUGAGGUCCAUGUAGUGGUGGCUACCCCAGGUCGUGUUCUCGACCUUGCCAACAAGAAUGUGUGCAACUUGAAGCAGUGCCACAUGAUUGCCAUGGAUGAGGCUGACAAGCUUCUCUGCCCCGAGUUCCAGCCUAUCAUUGAGGACCUCAUCAAGUUCCUGCCUCAAGAGAGGCAAAUCCUGAUGUACUCGGCCACGUUCCCGAUGACCAUCUUGGACUUCAAGAAUCGAUUUAUGGCCGAGGCGCAUGAGAUCAAUUUGAUGGACGAGCUUACCCUCAAGGGCGUGUCCCAGUACUAUGCUUUUGUGGAGGAGCGCCAGAAGGUUCACUGCCUCAACACCUUAUUUGCCAAGUUGCAGAUUAAUCAGGCAAUCAUUUUCUGCAACUCCGUGACGCGCGUGGAGUUGCUUGCCAAGAAAAUUACAGAGCUUGGCUUCUCAUGCUUCUUCAUCCAUUCGCGCAUGUACCAGUCUCACCGGAAUCGUGUUUUCCAUGACUUCCGGAACGGAGCUUGCAGAUGUUUGGUCUCUUCGGACCUUUUUACCAGAGGCAUUGACAUUCAGAGUGUGAACGUGGUGAUCAAUUUCGAUUUCCCCAAGAACUCCGAGACCUACCUGCACCGCAUUGGCCGCUCUGGCCGCUUUGGUCACCUGGGCUUGGGUAUCAAUUUUGUCACAUACGAUGACCGCUUCAACCUGUACCGCAUCGAGAAGGAGCUGGGCACAGAGAUCCAGCCUAUUCCCCCAACCAUUGAUCCGGCCACCUACACCUGAGAAUGCUGAGAACCAGUGCCAGUUUCUGCCUUUGAAUUUGUUUUGAAGAACGCUC
Molecule: messenger RNA, 1435 nt
Organism: Cladocopium goreaui
Lineage: Eukaryota; Dinophyceae; Suessiales; Symbiodiniaceae
Source: the annotation of a GenBank genome assembly